This is a messenger RNA of Podarcis lilfordi (Lilford's wall lizard), 7462 nucleotides long. The record is from the annotation of a GenBank genome assembly. NCBI's taxonomy places the organism in Eukaryota, Metazoa, Chordata, Lepidosauria, Squamata, Lacertidae.
AUGGGAUUCCAGCUACUCCUCUUUGGGCUGCCUGCCCUUGGGAUCUAUGCCCUGACAUCCCACUGCCUGAGAAAGAAGCCACAUCUGCUCCACAAGCCACACAGGUUUCCUGUUCGAUGCCGGCACGUCUCCCACCGGGGCGGUGAGUUCUGCAAGGAUGUUCGCUUGGGGGGGGGGCAUUGACAGAGGUCUGGGAGGGGAGGGGUGGCAUGCUGCAUCAAGCCAGGGCUGAGAGAGCGAAGCCGUAAUUCCUAGCAGCUAGCCCUCCCACUCUCCCCGUUCUGACAGGUGCAGAUGUCUUUGUUUCUGCUCCAGUUCUCUAGACCUGCAACGCCGCAUUCCUAGAUCACAAAAAGAACAGGCCCUUGGUGUCCCUGGAAGGGGAAUGGGGUAAUGCCAUGCCAGCCCUUAGGAAGCUGAGUGCCUGCCUUCUGUCAACAUCUCCGUUUUCCUCUCAGGUGCUGGAGAAGAGAUUGAGAACACUUUAGGAGCCUUUAGCCAGUGAGUGUUGCCCCCUCCUUACACCCCAUCCUGCCUUGUACUGAUGUUGCUGCUACAGCCAUCCAGCCUCCCAUGCUGAUCUUUCUCUCCGCCCUUCCAGCGCACUGACCCAGAGGACAAACCUCUUGGAGCUUGACUGCCACAUGACAAGAGAUGGGGUUGUGGUCGUGUCCCAUGAUGACAACCUGGAACGCCAGACAGGGCAUAACAUCAAGAUCAGCGAGACGGACUAUAAGGUUUGCGACGUACCCUGCCCCUAUUCAUUACUAUUUGUGAUAUUUAUUAGAGUUGCGUCCCUCUUUCUGUCUGCGGUAGAACACAAGGCAGCACCUGUCUUUGGAACUCCCUGCCUCUUGAGAACUAGAAGGGGCCCAUACUAUAUUGUUUUGGAUGCCCACCAAAAACUUUAUUUCAUCAAGCCUAUCCAUCCAGAGAACUUCACCUGACCCAUAUUCAUUUUUUUAAAAAAAUCUGAUCGUAUCUGUGUUUUUAUAAUUAUUUUAUGUGUAUUUGCUUAUUAAUAUCGUGGAUUUUAGCUAUGGUUUAUCUACAAUUUUAUUAUGUGCCCCACAGAGAGCUCUUUGAUUAAGCAGUUUGUACAUAAUUCUAAACGAAGGAAGGAAGGACGAUGAGGUAGUGAAUGUGGAGUUCCCAGGUGGUCUCCCCUCCAGCCACUGACCAGACCCUCUGGCAAGGUGGCUGAAUAAUUUAUAUAUAUAUAUAUAUAAUUUUUUAAUUAAAUUUUCUGUAAAUUUAAAGUCUUCCUUCAUACAUCCUUAAGAUAUCAGUGACUUCCCUUCUUCUCUUUCCAUGGUUCAUUUUACAUAUCAUCAACCAUAUUUUACAAAAACUAAACCAUUCAGUAUUUCAUUAUUACAUCCAUCAAAACUUAUUGAAGUUAUCUUAAUGCUGCCAGCGCUUUCAGCUGUACACAGUUAUUUCCCAUAUAUUCAAUAAAUGUUUUCCAAUCUUCUUGUUCUCUUACUCUAUAAGUUAAGUCUGCAAGCUGAGCAUAUUCUGUCAACUUAAGUUGUCAUUCUUCUUUGGUUGGGACCUCGCUCGCUUUCCCUUUUUUUGGGCUAACAAAACACAGGCUGCAGUAGUGGCAUACAUAAAUAACCUUUUCUGACACCUGGGAAUUUCAGUCUGAAUUACCCCCAACAGAGAAGAUUCCGGUUUUUUGAGGAAAGUGCUUUUAAACACCCCCCCCCCCCCGGCAAUUCAUUAUGGGUCAUUUCCCAAUACUCUUUUACCCUUUUACAAGUCCCCUGCAGGUGACUGAAUCAUGUGCCUAGAGGCCAUUUGCUGGAGGGCAAUGGCUCUAAACCCAGGACCUGCCCCCAUCCCAAAGAACCCAGGGGUCCUUGCCCCAAGCUAUGUUCUAAGCCCCCCAAUCCCACAUCUCCCCAAGAAAACCCAGGUGUCCUCCUGGCUCCUUAGUCCUUACCCUAAUUGUGUCCCAUAGGAUCUGCCACCCUAUAAGGAUUCUCUGGAGGUGACCUUUUCCCCAGGUGAGUAGGAGGAGUAGAGCUGCUUUGGUUUGAGGGGUGCUGUGUUUGGGGUGCUCACGUGUGGUGGGGUUGUGCACCAGCAAAGUAUGCUCCACCUGCUGCAUAAGCCACCCUUUCCAACAGGAUGCUACUCCCAUGGCAAAGACCACCGGAUUCCACGCUUGGAGGAGGUUUUCCAGAAAUUCCCUGGAGUACCGGUCAAUCUAGAAAUCAAAGAGGAUAGCGACGAACUCAUACGAAAGGUAUGGGGGCAACAAGCUACUAUCGCUUCUUUACUUUCCAACAUCUUCAUUCUAGGUCACGAUCCAGAUUUUUGCUAAUCUCCCCUUUCAAUAUUCAGACCUCACCCUACUCCUAAUCAGGGACACACAGCUCAUCACACCUUAUAGUGGGUUAUGCUAACCUAGGCAGCAUCAGAGCUGCUCUCCUAUCUCCACAUUUUCACUCUCCCACUCAUAAAAAGGAGUCUCGUUGCACCUUAAGGACAAAUAUAAAUUUAUUGUAGCACAAACCUCUGGGGACUAGGCACUAAGCUUCAUCAGACGCAUCCUUGGAUGAAGUGGGCUCUAGUCCACAGAAACUCACACUACAAUAAAUUGCUAGCAAUUAAGGUGCUACGCAACACUCAUUUUUUGUUUUUGCUCUAACAUGGAUACUACCCUCCCUGGGAUUUCCCUCCCAGUCAUAUAACUCAGCCACAUUUGUAAGGAAGCUGAUCUUUGUAGUCAACUACCAAGUUGAAAUUAAUUCAAACCUCUGAAGGGCUGGACUGUGUGGAAUAGACUGCCCUGGUCCAGACACUUAGCUCACACCAAUGAUUGGUAACUAGAGAGACCAUCUGCGCCUUCCCACAACGAUCUUCCAUUCAGUUUCCAGGACUUAGGCAACUACAGAAAGUCAGUGCUUUUGAGAAAAACCUGUUAACUGAAUCCAUGUUGCUCUGCCUUCUUCCUCUUGCGCAUAGGUAGCAGAUCUUGUCCGAGAAUACAAUCGCUCCCACAUCACCAUCUGGGCCGCCUUUGAAGGGAAAGUACUGAAGAAAUGCUGCGCAGCUGUAUGUUAUUGACAGUUUUUCAUCCACCUUCACAGCUAUUGGGCUCUCGGUAACUGAUAUGCUGGCACCGUUAAAUGAGGCAAUGCCUUUGAUUGGUCCAGGUUUCUGACUGUAGAACAGUAUGCAGGUUUUCAGACUAUACAAGACUCUUUCAUAUAGCAAAAAAAUAAAAAUAAAAAUGAGGCAUGGGUCAAAAGUACAUGCCAUAAUAAAUCAAUCAGGGCAUGGCUAGGAGACAGCUUCCUGCUUUCUCUGUUUGCUUCUUUGCCUACACUGUUCCAACUUGUUAAGCUGCCAGGUUCUUCUGUCAAUGACCUUGGGGGAUGUACAUCUGUGCAAGGUAUCAGGAGCUCCCACAGGGAAUUCUGACAACCCUACAACUCAUAGGCUUGCUUGGGGGAAGAUAAAUGUCCAAACCAGUUCAAGUGUGCAGUGCAGAUGUAUGAUACCCACAGAUAUGUCCCAGAUGAGCUGAAGGAAUCAGUGGGGGUGAUGACAACAUGUUCCGUAUUUCUUCCUGGCUAUCAAGCCUAGAAACCACAAAACCCUCACCUCAUUUUCUCCUCUUUACCCAUCCCCCAGAACACAGAGAUGCCCUACAUCUUCUCCAUUAAACGUGGCAUCACGAUCCUUCUCCUGUACUACAUAGGGAUCCUGCCGUUUGUGCCGCUGAAAGAAACCUUCCUUGAGUUUCCAUUGCCCUCCAUUAUGAACAGGUGACAGAAGCUGGGGGAGGUGUGUGUGUGUGUCUGUGUGAAAAGAAAUGUAAAGGUUCAGAGGGACAGUUUUCCUGGUGUAAGGAUCAGCAACUGGAAGUCUUUUUUCCAAGACUUUUUGUCCAUCUGCAAAUCUCAGGGCUCCACAAGCCCGCUGAUACUUCCGUGUGUUUGUGUGUGUGUUGCUAUGUUGGCCGCAUACGCACCGGCACUCACACCUUAACAUCAAGAACAGAGGGAAUGAUGGCUAAAUGGAAUGCCCCCGUUGGAAGGCAGAAUAUCUCUGAGUACCAGUCACUGUUGCCUUCAUGUCCUGCUUGUGGGAUCCUCAGAGGAAUUUUGCUGAUCCUCUUGGGAAGCAAGAUGCUGGACUAGGUGGACCUUCGGUCUGAUCCAGUUAGGACUCAACUGGUGUGAUUUAGACUAUUUGACAGAGCCGGAUUAUCCACUGGACUCUCAGUAACUGAUAUGCAGGCACUGAUAUCCAUUGGUUUUUUGGAUUAUUGGUGGUCAUGCACAUUCAUAACUUCUCUCUCUAAAUCUGGGACCAGAAAGAGUGGGAAAGGAAAUGAUUAUUACUGACUUUGGAAGGGAAGUAAGGUCCAAGCAAACACAGGGAAUGAGGUACCUCUGGAAGAAAAGUCAGGUCCAAGUGAGUUCACACCGGGGGGGGGGGGGGUGAGGACCAGUUAAAAACAUUGUACCAACAGCUUGUUAGGAGCCGCAUGAGUGAUGAAGUGACAUGAUUCUAAAAAAACUCAGCACUUAAUUAAGCAGCUGAGCUUGCAUGAUGGGAUGCUUCUUCAUAAAACAACAGAAUCUGAACAACAACAACAACGAAAGCCUAGCAUGCCCCUUCUUAAACUUAAAAAGACCCCGGCAAAGUAUUCCUGCCUCUGCCAAGCUAGAUUUUGCUCUGCACUGGAGGUUUGCCAAAGUCCCAUCUGUUUCAUAUGGCCUUAAUAUGUCCUGAGAACCUGCAAUUACGCACAAAUUAAGCAAACAACUUUUGGUGGCCAGAGGUACAAAAAAGAGAGAAUAUUACCGGUACUUCUUGAAACCUAACUGCUAUUUGCCUCUUUCACUGAGUAAUAAUACUAUGCCCAAGCUAGAAUAGACAUGAGACUUCUCCUCUUAUCAAAACAUUUUUUAUUCCUCUAUAACUGUUUUUUGGUUGCACAGUUAAUACUGUUAUAUUUAUUAGGAUAAAGGAAAGGGAAGUGAAAACUACGUGUGAUGUAUAAUUCUUCCACAAUGGUUUGCAAGCUGGGCCGUCCAGAUCCCUCCUGCUUUCUGUAUCCUAUAAUUUACUUGUAAUUUUGUGUAUAAUGGAUAACCUAUUGAUAAAAACCUAGCCUUUUUUUAACAAAUAGAAAGAAACUUAAUAUAUUGGGGAAAAGUUUGUAGCCUAGCCAUUUCCUUAGUAUUCCAAGUUUUAUUUUGGACUGGAGGAGCAUUCAGUCAUUUGUGCCCCUGCUUGCAGUCUGAGGUUGUAAAGUUCAGGCACAGGUUUACCAAGCAACUGAGAGUGAGACUCAAGUUCAGCUGGACAUGACAGGCUUUUCCUGGUACCCUUAGGCCUUCCCCAUGUCAUAUUUAUGUGUUAUAAGAAGUAUAACAAGUGAGUUAAGUUAAGUUAAAUGUCGUGCUCAUUGAGAAAAAGUGUGGGUGUGAGUGAGUGAGUGAGUGAGUGACUUGGGUUUUACGGAACUGUGUUGGAACUGAUAGCUUAGAAGAGGAAUGUCAGGAAUCUCAGUGAUCUGUUAACUCUGCUGCCUUUUUGUUUCCCUUUAAUUGCAGGACAUAUUUUCCAGUAAAAAAGGGCUGGUUUGGAGCACUGGUGGCUAAAUUUGCCCACAAGUGAGUGAAAGCAAGCAAUACUUUACCUGCUCAGUUCUUAAGAAGCCUGCUCACCACCAAAACUGACCCAUUUCAUCACCUGCUGCUUCCCUCUUCUGUAUCUCUAAUCUAGAGAACUGACUGAUGCUCAAAACUAUCAGGAUAGAGAGGUCCACAUGACCUACCCACCUGAUUUUUCCCCCUCUCCACUUUUAGCUGCUGUUCUUUUUUCUUUUUCUUUUUUUAGGUCAUAGUGGGUCAUGGUUUUGUUAAGGGGGCCAUCACAAAAGGUAAAGGGGCAGUUUCUCUUGUUCUCUCUCCCUCCCCCAAAUGUUACUACUUGAACUGCUCCGAUAUACCCCAUCAUAUUUUCCUUUCUUUUAUAGGAUGACAAUGCGGAGAAAGCUUUUCAAGCAUCUGGAAGACAGAGGAAUACAGGUAAAUUAACUUGGAGGAAUCAGGAUUUAUAGUCCCUCCUUAGCAGAAACUGCUGAAGGCUGAGCUAGAAGGCUUUAGCCCGGUAUUUAAGUAUUUUGCAAUAGGUGGCAAGGGGAAGAGGGAUAUUUGACUUCUUAAUGUCACUAUUAGCUAUAUUUACAUAUAGUGCUGACCCUUCACCCGAGAGGCACAGAGUCGUAUUAAUAGAGUAUUCUUGUGUGUUCAGGAAAAAGAGCUGCAUAGUUCAUGUUUAUAUGUGCAACAACCCUGGGAGGUAGAUAGCUGAGAGAGGUGUGCCCAGCACUUUCACCUACCUCCGCAAGUAUCAUGGCUUUCACUGUUUUAGGAUUUGAGAGUGUGCUUAUAAAUGGUUGUGUCCCUUUCCUAGGCAGCAAGGGGUGUCUAAAUAAGGUUUUCUAAAAUGGAUUGUAUCCUCCUCCUAAGCAAGCUAUGGUAUCUUAAAGACUGGACUUUGGCUGCAUUGCAUGCCAUCUAUUUAAAUCACAUUACACUCUCCCAAAGAAUCCUGGGAACUGUAGUUGGUUAGGACAUUAAUAGCUCUAUGGGGAUAAACUACAGUUCCUUCUUUUAGGGAAGUCAUGUCUUUUAAAUGCAUGCAUGGUGCAAAUAUGCAGUCUCUCUCUCUGUGUGUGGGUGGGUGGGUGGGUGUGGGUGUGGGUGUGGGUGUAUGUGUGUUUUGCUUUACUGCAACAGAUUAAUUCAGCCCUCCUCCUCCUCUGUAGUUGCAACUACAGUCUUGUGAAAGUACCGUAGCUCAUUAUUAAUACUCCCACAUUUCAGGUAGGGAGCUGAGAUGUAGAAACAGUAGCAUAUUUAAGACACAUGUUGCCAGAUUUGUGUCAUGCGUACUUGAAAGCUUAGUGGUGUUUAUGGCAUGCGACGGAAUGCCGCUUUAACAAGUUCAUAACCGAGACGAAAUCUCAAGCAGGAACUUCCUCCCUCAGAGCUCACACAACCCACUCUAUAUUGGUUCUCAGAUGCCUGUGGCAUUAGUGCAACCAUCUUGUGUUUUCCAAUCAGUAAAGUCAUCCUUAUGAUUUUUCCUUACCAGGAAGUUUUCUUCUUCUUCCCAAAAAGAGCAUCUUGCUGACUGCAAAGCAGUUGUUGUGGCUUUUCCUCCACCACCAACAUCCUGCUUGCAGGGAAAAUGUUGACUGAAUUAAUAGCUGCAUGAAUAAGUGAUCAGCUGGAACAACUAAGGGCUCCACACUCAAACCCGUCAUCUCUUCUUCUUUGUUUCCGUAUAGGUUCUUCUUUGGGUCUUGAAUGAGGAUAAGUAUUUUGAAGAAGCCUUUAGCUAUGGAGUCUCCGGAGUCAUGACCGAUUAUCCCACCCUCCUCCGGAAGUAUCUAGACGCUCACCCGCCCCUUUGCAGUGAAUGA